AUGUCUAUCUGGCGCUUCUUUGGGCUUGCGAGCUUAGUUGGCUCAGCUAUUGCAGCGACUCCGGCACAAUGGCGCACUCGAUCCAUCUAUUUCAUGCUCACUGAUCGGUUUGCUUUGACUGACAACUCUACGACUGCUACUUGCGAUACAGACAAUGGCAUUUAUUGUGGUGGAUCUUGGCAGGGUAUUAUCAACCAGCUGGAUUAUAUCCAAGGAAUGGGGUUUACUGCCAUCUGGAUCACACCUGUCACUGAGCAGCUGUCGCAGCAUACGGCUGAUGGAGAGGCAUACCACGGGUACUGGCAGCAGGAUAUCUAUUCCGUCAACUCAAAUUACGGCACGGCAGAUGAUCUCAAAUCUUUGGCUUCGGCCCUCCAUGAUCGCGACAUGUACCUGAUGGUCGAUGUCGUGACCAACCACAUGGGCUAUGCUGGAGCUGGGGAUACAGUGGACUACAGUGUCUUCAAUCCAUUCAACUCCGAGGAUUAUUUCCACUCUUACUGCGAGAUCACCGACUACAGCAACUUGACUAUGGUGGAAAAAUGCUGGGAAGGGGAUACUAUUGUUUCUUUACCUGACCUCAACACCGAGUCUACCACUGUGCAAAAUAUCUGGAAUGACUGGAUCACGGACCUUGUUUCCAAUUAUUCCAUCGACGGCCUGCGCAUCGACUCCGUUAUGGAAGUUCAAAAAGACUUCUGGGCUGGCUUCGAAGCUGCUGCCGGAGUGUAUUGUGUUGGCGAGGUAGACAACGGUGAUCCAACAUUGGUCUGCCCAUACCAAGAAGUCAUGGACGGCGUUCUCGACUAUCCAAUGUAUUACCCCCUCCUCCGAGCUUUUGAGUCCACCAGUGGAAGCAUCAGUGGUCUCUACGACAUGAUCAACACAGUCAAAUCCGACUGUUCGGACUCAACCCUCCUAGGAACAUUUAUCGAAAAUCAUGAUAAUCCCCGCUUUGCCUCAUAUACCGAAGAUAUGUCCCUAGCCAAGAACGUGGCCACUUUCACAAUCAUGUCAGAUGGUAUCCCGAUCAUCUAUGCCGGGCAAGAACAGCACUAUAAUGGCGGCAGCGAUCCCUACAACCGCGAAGCUACUUGGUUAUCGGGAUACAAUACCGAUAGCGAGUUGUACAAGCUCAUCGCGCAAGCAAAUGCUAUCAGGAAUAAGGCGAUUUACCAGGCUGAGGAUUAUAUUACUUACAAGAACUACCCCAUCUAUCAAGAUGAUACUACCUUGGCUAUGCGGAAGGGCUUCAACGGCACGCAGACUAUUACUAUUCUCUCCAAUCUCGGUGAAAGUGGAAGUGAAUACACACUCACGCUGCCGGGUACGGGCUUUGUGGCCGGCUUAGCUGUCACCGAGAUCUUCACUUGUUCUAGUAUUACUGUUGACAACAGUGGUGAUGUCGCUGUCCCUAUGAGUAGUGGUGAGCCGCGAAUUCUAUAUCCUACUUCAGAGCUGAGUGGGUCCACUCUUUGUUCAUAG
This is a messenger RNA of Penicillium pulvis, 1485 nucleotides long. RefSeq names its product alpha-amylase. The record is from RefSeq and is a predicted model, not a curated record. Bases 1 to 1485 code for a protein of 494 amino acids. The transcript is spliced from 8 exons. Gene Ontology annotation, biological process: carbohydrate catabolic process. NCBI's taxonomy places the organism in Eukaryota, Fungi, Ascomycota, Eurotiomycetes, Eurotiales, Aspergillaceae. Gene Ontology annotation, molecular function: calcium ion binding; alpha-amylase activity.